Molecule: messenger RNA, 3249 nt
Organism: Arvicola amphibius (Eurasian water vole)
Lineage: Eukaryota; Metazoa; Chordata; Mammalia; Rodentia; Cricetidae
Product: zinc finger protein 420-like
Exons: 7
Coding region: 398-2986 (862 amino acids)
Biological process (GO): regulation of DNA-templated transcription
Source: RefSeq, a predicted model, not a curated record
CGAUCCUUGCCGUAUUCCUGUAAAGAUCUCCACCCCACCGCAGAGCUGAAACACCUUAAAAGUUUCAGAGGAUCCCAGGCCCGAAUCUGUGGGAUGUUCCUCCUUAGAAGGUUAUUUGUCCGUUCUCUCGUUCCAACAUUCUCUGCUUCCACUCUCCGGCAUUGAAACUCUCCCAGGGAGUCUAGAGAAGCACGGCCUGCUGGGAAAUGUAGUCCACUUUAAAACUGAGACACAUGGCGGAAGUGGCUGGAGAGAGGUUGUUCCGGAUCAUCUCAGUGCCCUACCGGACCUAACCGGGUACUGCUCUGGUUGGUAUCCGCUGGUCCUUGGAAUUCGUAGCCCGUGGGGUCCCAGUUGAGUUCUGCCAUUUCCCAGAGUGCCCCGAGAGCAGAGAAGCAUGGCUAUUGUGGAUGUUAACACUGUGUUCAAGGAGUUGGUGGUGUUCAGGGAUGUGGCUGUGGAGUUCUGUAAGGAGGAGUGGGAGUGCCUGGGCCCAGACCAGAGGUCUUUAUACAGAGAUGUGAUGUUGGAGACCUACAGCAACUUUGUGUCGCUGGGACUUGCCAUUUCUAAGCCUUUAGUAAUUUCACUGCUGGAACAAGGCAAAGAACCGUGGAUGGUGGAGCAAGCAGAAUGGUAUCCAGAUUUGCUGUUUGUAAAUGAAACAAAGAGUUUAUCUCUAGAGCGCGGCAUCUUUGGAAAGGAGUCAUUGAAAUGGAAAAUAAUAGAAAGAGUCGGUAAUUCUUGCCUUGAGGAAUCUAGUUUUGGAAAUGACUGGAGAUGCAAGGGACCCCUUGAGGCACAAGCGGAAUCCCCAGAGGAAUGUUUACAGAGAGUGGCAGCCCCAUUGGAAAAGACGUCAGCCGAAUUCAUUCAGCCUACACCUAUCGCUCUGAGUGAAAUGACUCCCUCUGAAACAAAACACUGUCAACAGGAGGCAGGUGAAUCCAUUACUCAGCAGGUAAGAGUUCCUGCCAGUGACAAACUUAAUGAAGUAUACGAGAACUCGUUUGUCUACUACACAGAUCAGAUGAAACAUCAGCAGGACUUUGCUGGCGAGAAGUGUGAUGAAUUGAAGGAGUGCAGCAGAGGAUUUGCCUAUGACUUCCAUCUUGCCCCAUAUCAGAUCAAUAAGAAGCCCUAUCAGUGUGAGAUCUGUGGCAAGAUCUUUGAAAAGCAUGCUUACCUUGUUCAACAUAAUCGCUUUCACACUGGCGAAAAGCCCUGUGAAUGCAAGGAAUGUGGGAAGGCCUUCACUAACUGCUCCCUGCUCGUCCAGCACCAGAGAGUUCACACGGAUGAGAAGCCGUAUGAGUGCAAGCAUUGUGGGAAGGCCUUCCUCUACUUCUCUACAUUUUUUCAACAUCAGAGAACACACACCAAUGAGAAGCCUUAUGAAUGUCACAAAUGUCAGAAGGCCUUUAACAAGAGUGCAAAUCUUACCAGACAUCAACGAAUUCACAGCGGUGAGAAACCCUAUGAGUGUAACUUAUGUGGAAAGACUUUUACUUGGGCUUCCAACUUGAAUGAUCACCAGAAAAUUCACACUGGUGAAAAACCUUAUGAGUGUAACUAUUGUGAAAAGGCCUUUCUCUGUCAUUCAGCAUUCAUGAAACACUAUAGAACUCACACUAAUGAGAAGCCCUAUGAGUGUCAGGAAUGUAUGAAGGCCUUUAGGCAAAAAGCACAUCUUAUCCAACACCAGAGAGUUCACACUGGCGAGAAGCCUUACGAAUGUAAGGAGUGUGGGAAGGCCUUCGCUUGUCCUUCAUACUUUAAUAGACAUCAGAGAAUUCACACUGGGGAGAGGCCUUAUGAAUGUAAAGAGUGUGGAAAGGCUUUUAUCGAUUGUAAAACUCUUAUUCUACACCAGAGGAUCCACACCGGGGAGAAACCCUUUCAGUGCCAGCAGUGCAGCAAGGCCUUUAGACAGAGGUCCCAUCUUACGCAGCAUCAGAGAAUCCAUACUGGCGAGAAGCCCUAUGAAUGCAAGGAGUGUGGACAGGCUUUCAGAGUCCGCCAGCAGCUUACUUUCCAUCAGAGAAUCCACACAGGUGAGAAACCCUACGAAUGUAAAGAAUGCGGAAAAACCUUCAGACAGUGCGCCCACCUCAGCCGACACCAGAGGAUCCACACUGGCGAGAAGCCGUAUGAGUGUCAAGAGUGCGGGAAGGCCUUCCGCGUGCGGGGACAGCUGAGUCUCCACCAGAGGAUCCACACGGGCGAGAAGCCCUACGAGUGCCGGCAGUGCGGGAAGACCUUCCGCCAGUACGCGCACCUUACCCGGCACCAGCGGCUCAGCAGUGCCGGCACGAGCUACAAGUGCGACGAGUGUGGUCAGACUUUCCUGUGCAGCACGGGCCUGCGGCUGCAUCACAAACUGCACACGGGAGAGAAGCCCUACAGCUGUGCGGAGUGUGGGAAAGCCUUCCGCGUGCGGCAGCAGCUCACCCUGCACGAGCGGAUCCACACGGGCGAGAAGCCCUUUGACUGCAAGGAGUGCGGGAAGAGCUUCAGCCGCGGCUACCAUCUGACGCUCCACCAGAGGAUCCACACCGGGGAGAAGCCGUACGAGUGUAAGGAGUGCCAGAAGUUCUUCCGCCGAUACUCGGAGCUCAUCUCCCACCAGGGUAUUCACGUCGGGGAUAAGCCGUAUGACUGCAAGGAAUGCGGGAAGGCCUUUAGGCUCUUCUCACAGCUGACGCAACACCAGAGUAUCCAUUUUGGUGAGAAGCCGUACAAAUGUUUGGAAUGUGAGAAAACUUUCCGACUACUCUCGCAGCUUACUCAACAUCAGAGCAUCCACACGGGGGAGAAACCGUACGACUGCCAGGAGUGUGGGAAAGCCUUUCGGCUCCACUCGUCACUAAUCCAGCAUCAGAGAAUCCAUUCCGGCGAGAAACCGUACAAGUGUACGGAGUGUAAGAAGGCCUUCCGACAACACUCGCACCUCACCUACCACCAGCGAAUUCACAAGAAUUCUUAAGCAUCCUUUGAAGAACCCUUCCGUUGCAAAUAUGAUAGGGGGCAUUAGAAAAUUCUAGAAGAAAAAGGUUUUAAUCCUUUUUUGCUUCUUGCACAUAAAGUGAUGGCAUGAAAGGUUUCAGAGGAAAGAGGUGUUAAAUUUUAGGAAAUUCUCUCUAGAAUGGGGCUUCACAAAAGGAGUGAAUGUCUAUACCGUACACCUAUAAGGGCGUAGCCAGGGCACCAAUUCAUCUUAAAAAUUAAUAAAUAAAAAGAAUUUCUGUA